Messenger RNA from Lasiodiplodia theobromae, 2973 nucleotides. RefSeq names its product Alpha beta hydrolase fold protein. Gene Ontology annotation, molecular function: hydrolase activity. The coding region runs from base 1 to 2973 and encodes 990 amino acids. NCBI's taxonomy places the organism in Eukaryota, Fungi, Ascomycota, Dothideomycetes, Botryosphaeriales, Botryosphaeriaceae. The record is from RefSeq and is a predicted model, not a curated record. The transcript has a single exon.
AUGUGCGCCGCCCAUGACUCUCUCCCAACAACUUCUCCGGCUGACAGCGCCCCGCAGUACCUCAACCGCAAGCCGCUCCACGGCAAACCUACCGCCCAUCUCGGCUACCACGAGGGCCUUCAACUCGUCCGGGAAUUCCUCCAUUAUGCUGCCGAACACACCGUCGAGGAGGUCCAGGCAUUCACCCAGCAAUGGGUCCCCGUCCCGGCCUGGGUGAAAACCGACGAAGUCAUCAUUUCGUCCGAUUACCUUUCCAAAGCGGCCGACCUGCUACAAUCGCAAUUGGGACCGGAUGGUAUCAAAUUGGUUGGCGGCAAGACGUGGUGGCAAUGGCGACGCGACAACGCCGAGCUGAAGGCCGAAUGGGUUGAGAUGCGGAAGGACGCUAGCGAGCGCAAGGAGGCCGGCGACGAGCUGGGCUCGCGAAUCAUGCUCUACAUCCACGGCGGCGCGUAUUAUUUUGGCAGCGUUGACGAGCAUCGUUACCAGAUGCAGCGCCACGCACGGAAGCUGAAAGCGCGCAUCUUUGCCCCUCGGUAUCGCCUUGCGCCCCAGUUUCCCUUCCCCUGCGGCCUGCAAGAUGCCAUUGCGGCGUAUCUACACCUCCUGGAGAAGCACGAUCCAUCGACUAUUAUCGUUGCCGGUGAUUCCGCCGGAGGCGGUAUGACGCUGGCCAUGCUGGUCACUUUGCGCGAUCAGGGAAUACCUCUGCCGGCUGGAGGAGUUCUGCUUUCGCCCUGGGUGGAUUUGACCCAUUCCUUCCCUAGUUUGUGUGGCGAUGGGAAAUGGGACUAUAUUCCGGCACAUGGUUUUGUGCACAAGCCUUCAGUGUCCUGGCCGCCUCCAAAUGACGACGAUAUGAAGGUUAUCAAGGAGGCCUCCAUGGAGCUGAAGGCAAAGUCUGGAAAGCUCAAGGAUCUCACCGCAAGUCAAUCUGCAGAGCAAAAGCAGGAGCGUGCCCGCGGUUACUCAAUUGAAAACCCCCGCGACGGUGCCGAGGCUUCCGCACCAUCGACAGCUGAUGCUCAAUCGAUUCCUCCCCCUCCGCCGGUGCUCUCCGUCAACAUUGAUGGGCAGUUGAUCACCAUCAAGGACCAGAUCCAAUUGUACGCUGCAAAUGAACUUAUCACUCAUCCUCUGGUAUCGCCUAUCCUCCAACCGACACUGGGUGGCCUCCCGCCGCUUCUCAUCCAGGUUGGCGGAGGAGAACUGCUUUGCGACGAGCAAAUCUACCUCGCACACAAGGCCGCCGCACCCAUGGACUACCUCCCCGAUCUCUCCAAGAUGAGUCCCGAGGAGCAAGAGAGAGCGCUGGAGCAGGCCAAGAAGUAUCCACCAACCGAUGUGAAGCUCGAGGUUUGGGACGAUUUGUGCCACGUCACGCACACGUUGAGCUUCACCCGGCCAGCGAAGCUCAUGUACCGCGCCGUGGCACAGUUUAGCGCCUGGGCUCUUGCAAGGGCACAGAACAAGCCAAUCGACAUUCUCGAUGACGACGCCGUUUCUCACAUCAGCAGCUCGUCAGAAUCAGGUAAUGACCCAGAAACGACGAACGGCAGCUCCAAGCAGCAGAAGACCGAAGAGGGCGCUUCUAAUGCGGGUCUCAAAGCGGACAAUAGUAGUGAAGAGUCGGUAGGGAGAGCCGGAGAUGCGAUUCCGCCUUUCAAGGACCACAUGAUCCGCCAACGAAUCAACCGCCACGGUGCAAUCAGGCCUAUGGAGCCCCCGUCAGAGCUGGAGGCACUCCAACUUUCGGCGUCUGAAAUUGGCGUCAUUAAGGAAGGACCGGUAAGGAAAUGGAUGGGCAUCCAGCAGAAAUGGGCAAAGAAGUACGAGAAGGAGAAGCGCGCCGUGCAGAAGAAGAGAAUAGAGGAGUUCGCCCAGGGAUAUGAAGAGUACGAAGGCGAAACGCCCCCGCCGACAGCCCUUGCAGGCCGACGACUGAAGGAUAAGGACAUGCCGAAGACGAGGGUAGCCAAGGGCUGGGGUCUGGCAAUGUGGAGCGGUUGGGGCAGCAAGCACGACCAAAUGACAAUCAAACGCGAGACGCAGGCAGACGGCGUCAAGGAAGAAGCAGUGGACGGAGAGGGAAAAGGUUCGGCCGAGAGCGAACCAAAGUCACGAGCUCGUUCGCUGAGCACCAGCAGCAAGAAGAAAAGCAAGCGUUCGAUCGCCUCCGCCCGUUCUCGUUCUCGCCGACGCACGAUCACCGACGAAGGACAGACCGGUUCCUCUGUCCCCCCUUCCCCCACUCUCACCCGAGACGCUCUCGCCGCCCCUGUCGCCGACGCCGACGAAUAUGGCAGCAGCAGCUUGGCCAUUCCCGCCAUCACAAAGGCAGGCACGAGCGCUGCCUCUGUCACCGCCACUAUCUCCACUCGCGCCCCCGAAGACGCCGCCAGCAUCAACACAGCCGCAAACUCCACUUUCUCCUCGCCUCUCCCAAGCCCUGGAGUUGGACAGCCUACUGUGGUGAUUUCUGAACAUGCCGCUGAAGGCGCUCCCCCGACUAUCAUCCCUGCGUCGCAAAAUUCGAGUACUCGUCCUUUCAGAGAUGGCAUCGCGUAUCCGUUCAAGCUUAACAUCGGCAACCACAAGUCCAACCCCAGCACCACUACUCUCAUGAGCUUUCAGGAGAGCUUGAGGAAGAGCAUGGAUAGUAGCAGCAUUGCUGACGUCAGCAUUGCUGGAACGAUGAGCAGGGCAGAGUUCAAAGAUAAAGAGGAGAAGGAUGAGCAAGAGGAGACGAAGGUGGAGUCGGCGCAGGAAGUCACUGUUGACGCGAAGACCGAAGAGUCCGCAAAGCCGACUGCUGAUGACAAGACCGGAGAAUCGGAGAAACUGGUGGCGGAAAGUUCGGAGAAGAAGGAUACGGAGACAAAGGACGGUACCGAGGUGAAGGAGGCUGCGGAGACAAAGGAUACUCCGGAAAGACCGGCGCCGGAGAGAUUCAUUACGGCGCAAGAGUUUUAA